AGGGCCGCUCUAGGCAGCCGACGGACGUGGAGGCGCUGAGGUUACGCCGUGAGGCGGGAAGCGAGGCUCCGCCCCCCGACGGGCACGCUCCUUCAUGAAUAUUCAGCAGGAGCGUCCCCGGCGACCAAUAGGCGCUGGGCGCGCUGUGAAUAUGGGAUGAGGCCGGAGCCGCGGCGCUUGUAAUGCGGGCCCGGCAGGCGGCGGGAAGCGGCGGCGGGAAGCGGGGCGCAAGAUGGCGACCGCCAUGUACCUGGAGCACUACCUGGACAGUAUCGAGAACCUGCCGUGUGAGCUGCAGAGGAACUUCCAGCUGAUGCGGGAGCUGGAUCAGAGGACGGAAGAUAAGAAAGCAGAAAUUGACAGUCUCGCCGCAGAAUACAUCGAAUCGGUGAAGAACAUGUUGCCCGAGGAGCGAGUGGAACACCUGAAGAAAAUCCAGAGCGCCUACAGCAAAUGCAAGGAGUACAGCGACGAUAAAGUGCAGCUGGCCAUGCAGACCUACGAGAUGGUGGACAAGCACAUCCGCCGGCUGGACGCCGACCUGGCGCGCUUCGAAGCGGAUCUGAAAGAUAAACUGGAAGGCAGCGACUUUGAAAACUCUGGAUCAAGAAGCCUGAAAAAGGGACGGAGUCAGAAGGACAAAAGAAGCUCCCGCGGCCGAGGCAGGCGAGCGUCUGAGGAAGAUACACCCAAGAAAAAGAAACUCAAAGGAGGGUCUGAGUUUGCUGACACCAUCCUGUCGGUGCAUCCCUCGGAUGUCCUGGACAUGCCGGUGGACCCCAACGAACCCACCUACUGCUUGUGUCACCAGGUGUCCUACGGAGAGAUGAUCGGCUGUGACAACCCAGACUGCCCCAUCGAGUGGUUCCACUUUGCCUGUGUGGACCUCACCACCAAGCCAAAAGGGAAGUGGUUUUGUCCUCGUUGUGUUCAGGAAAGAAAGAAAAAGAAGUAAGGAGUAGAGGGGAAUGUGUCCUCCGAGGCAAGAAGAAUUUAAUAUAUUCCUCCACUCAUGUUGCAAUAUUAUCUUUGAUUAUUUGUUUGUUUUUCUUUCUAACCUACCCUUCUUUUUCUGGUAUGAUAUUUAAUUAUCCACUGGCCAGUUGUUAUUCCCGUCCUGUCAUAAGAAAAUGACUUGGGGAGAGAGUCCCAAAUCCCUUUGCCACAGGGGUUUUAUUUGUGUCACGCUUGCCCAGCACUGAAAUCGCCGUUACGAUGAAGUGCCUGUGGUCUCCGCUAGUUCAUCGGAGUCUGUGAAGCCACGUUGCAGGAGAAGGAAAUACCCAUGUCUUCAUGGAAAUUGCUUAAUGUGGAGCUUGGUGUGGUAGGGAAGAAGGGGUUUUCUCCAGAGCAGCCUACACAGAAGACGUUGGCUCCAUAUUUAGGUGUGAAGUUGAUUAGUUGUGCCGUUUUUUAGCACAGAAAGGAACGGGAAAGCUGGUGACCUGUUCCCAGUGUCCGUUUCCUCGAAGCCAAGCGCUGACAGGGCAGGGAUGGGAUAGAGCUGUGAUCGCAUCUUUUCUUUUUGGGGAAUUUCUUCUGUCUACCUCCGCACUGCCUUUAUUUUACUUGAUCUUGCCCCCCCUACACACAAACCUGAACAGAAGCGAACUGUUUGACUUUACACCCGCUUCUAGAAAAGGCUGGUCUCUUUGGGGAGAAAACCUUUACAUAGCAAAGGAAUUGUCCUGCAGCAUUUACUCGUAACAGUUGAGAGCGCGUUACCUUUCCUGGCCGUUUCCAUUUCUCUGAAGAUCCUUUAAGUCCCUUACUGUGAAGAUGAAACCUACAGUAUUCUUAGAAGGUCGGAUUUAUUCAUAAAAUAAGAUGAAGGCCUGAUUUUUUUCUGACUCUUAUUUGCCUGCGUGGCACUUGGGAGAAGAGUUUUUAAGAGAAGGACUUGAGGACGUGUGGGGGGUUGAACAGCAUUUGCUGUUGAAGAAAGCCAUUGAGCAGCAAUGUUUGCAAACUACCCCUUGUCUCUUCUGGUUUUUAGAAUGGGGGUCCAUUUGCGUCUUGUUGAUCUCUUUAAGCUGCCUUUCAGGUUCUGAAUGUGAAUCCUUGCUGUCACCAUGUGAAUCCUUGCUGUCACCACAGGGGAAGGAAGAGAAGGAAAUCAGGAGUAGGAAAACACAAGUUUUUGUGUUUUUUCCUUCCUGUGAGUUAUAGAGGAGGCAGAAAUUGAGGGAAGAGUAGAGAUCACUCUUGUCUUCAUAUAUAUCCCCUGUAUUAUGGGGCUUAUCCCCCUACUAUAAAAGAUGUUUCGGGGAUAGGUGGUUUUGCUGGUGGAGAGGGAAAAUAAAACAGCCCCAAUGCAACUACCCAUGCAGCAGCAUGGUCCAGGGUCUGUGAAUUUGGCCUUUUGGAUAAAGAAGGAAAACAAAAAACGCUUCUAGUCAGAUUCUGGCACCUGUUUCCAAAAGAAAAAGACUUUUUUCCCCCGUUACACUGACCUCUCACUUGUGUUUUGUGAUUGAAGAAAGUAGAAGGCGGUUCUCGCCAAUUUUCCUUCCCUGCUCCGCUCUGUCGGGCUUUGCAGAUGCUGCAAGUCGGGACUGACAGAAGAAACCUCUCGAUACUGAGACAGCUUCCCUGUGGACAGUGUGAUUUAUUGCGUCUGCUGUGGGAAAAGCCCAGGUUUCUAGGGUCCUUCCAUUUAAAGCGCGAUGCUGCGCGUUGUGUAUGAAUUUCUGUAGGUGUCUCUGCGGGACAAUGCGCAUUUGUCGCUGUUGCCGUUGUGAUGGCACUGGGAAAGCACACAGACAAUGCAUCCUGGAGACUAGAGUUAAUGCCAUUUGGGUUUUAUUUUCAGAAAGGUGCUUCACUAGGAAGUAGCGUGAGGUACAACAUCCUCUUCUUUAUGACUUUAUGGUGUCGACAUCUGACAUCUCGUACCAGCAAUAAACCGUCCCACUGGGAAUGCACCAGCACGGGGCUCUGAGAGGCUCCUUGGCCGCUCAUGCCUGGCUUUAGAGAUAUUUCCUUUUGUUUUUUAAAACCCUUAUUGACAUGAAAUACCGUUAGGCCUUCAUUUUUGCCUAUGAAAGGAUUUUAAUCUUUCUCCUGAAUUUUGAAUGUACAGUGUUUAACUACGCUUUUCUGGAGAAGGGUGAAUGAGACUGUGAUACAUAAAGGAAUGUUCUGCUAAAGAUUGUCGAAACCCCCAAAUCCCCGCGGGGUUCAGCUUUAUCCCAGCUCAUCCAAACUGGAGGUGAAAUGCCUUUAACUCGAUCGUUCUAUUUUUUUAAAGGAAUUAGAUCCGUGUUCCCUUUGUAAAUGGAAAAUAAAUCUUUUUAUUAAAAGGAAUUUAAAGUUAAAAAAAAAAAAAGUAUAUCUGUAUUUUUGAAUCAUGUGAUAAUGGAUAUAUUGUUAUAAAUAAAGUAUUUUUGGGAACUUGA
Columba livia (rock pigeon) is the source of this 3398-nucleotide messenger RNA. RefSeq names its product inhibitor of growth family member 5 (gene ING5). Gene Ontology annotation, biological process: regulation of DNA-templated transcription; positive regulation of apoptotic signaling pathway. The record is from RefSeq and is a predicted model, not a curated record. NCBI's taxonomy places the organism in Eukaryota, Metazoa, Chordata, Aves, Columbiformes, Columbidae. The coding region runs from base 233 to 955 and encodes 240 amino acids. Gene Ontology annotation, molecular function: chromatin binding. The transcript has 8 exons. Gene Ontology annotation, cellular component: nucleus.